AGUUAAGAGACUUUUGCGAAGUUGAUCGGUUAAAGGCCACGCGAGGAUGAAGCGCAAUUGCUUCUAUCUGUUACGAACAACGAUUACUUUAUCGUCUUUCAGUGUUGGCGUCUACUUGCUGAUGUGGGUCGCAUUGCAGCACAGACACGUGUUAAGGGAGUCGGUGAGAAGACGGACGCCAGGAGAGGCUCUGGCCAGACACCUUUCCAGUGCCUCAGGGACCACACAGGUGCCCACCAACAGCACAGAGCCACAAGAGUUACUGGGCAUACCAACAGCGAACCGCGUGCCGGAGAGCAGUGUCUCGGGUCACGUAACCCUGGCUCGACGCAACGGCGAAAGCCUCCUGUCCUAUAGCGCCCGCUGGAGGAGCUUCCUGCCGGCCGCAUGCAGGGAGCUCGAGGAAACGAGCACGGCUUACAGAACAGCCGUGCGGAGCCUGACGACGUCGCCGGGCGUGUUCGCAGCGUGCGUGCCCAAGAAGGCAGGAUUCACCUCUUGGAAGGAUCUGAAGAAGCAGUUAUCCCAGAGGCAGCCUCCGCAGCGCCAGGUAGCCUUCAUCAUCACCGUCAGGCACCCUCUUGGCCGCCUCGUCUCGGGGGACAAGUUCCUGGGUGGUGCACCCAUCUCCGAGUAUAAUGGGGCGUGGCGGCGCGCGACGGGCAGCGGCGAGUCGUGGUCAAAGCGUUGGCGGGACUACUGGUUGCCGUGCCUCAUCGCCAGGGGCUCCGUCGCGUUGCCGAAACGCUGCCUGCCGGAUCUCAAGGGGCCCUACAGAAGUAACUUGGAAAGGCAGCAGAUUUCCAUGUGUCUUGUGCGGGACUGCAACCAGACGGCAAGGGAGACGCACAAGAACGCCGUCUUCACGUUCAGAGAUUAUAUCCAGAUGGUGCUGUGGUCGCACGAUCAUGGCGUCAUGAACGUGCACUUUGCACCCAUCGCGAGUCUGUGCGCCCCGUGUAACAGGACCUACGACUUCAUCGUCCACACGGAAACCCUCUCGCAGGACGUGGAGGAACUCCUCGGGUUCCUGGGCGUCCCUUCGGAGGUACAGAUGAAGCAAAAACACUCGUCCCACGGCUCCACGCAGGCCUCAAGCGACGCCCUCUUCGCCGCCAUCCCGAGAGAGAGCCUGGCGAGGAUUCUGAGCAUCUACGAACCAGACUUCACGCUGUUCGGUUACACGUGA
This is a messenger RNA of Penaeus indicus, 1189 nucleotides long. RefSeq lists its product as uncharacterized. Bases 47 to 1189 code for a protein of 380 amino acids. Gene Ontology annotation, molecular function: sulfotransferase activity. The transcript has 4 exons. Gene Ontology annotation, cellular component: membrane. The record is from RefSeq and is a predicted model, not a curated record. Gene Ontology annotation, biological process: carbohydrate biosynthetic process. Lineage: Eukaryota; Metazoa; Arthropoda; Malacostraca; Decapoda; Penaeidae.